Molecule: messenger RNA, 2022 nt
Organism: Colletotrichum spaethianum
Lineage: Eukaryota; Fungi; Ascomycota; Sordariomycetes; Glomerellales; Glomerellaceae
Product: cutinase transcription factor 1 beta
Exons: 3
Coding region: 1-2022 (673 amino acids)
Biological process (GO): DNA-templated transcription
Molecular function (GO): zinc ion binding; DNA binding
Source: RefSeq, a predicted model, not a curated record
AUGCUUAAUGAGGGCGACUUCUGGGAUGUGUAUUGCGUAAACCCCAACAGCUACGUACCUACCGACAAGUUGUCGCUGCUUGUCUUUCAAGCGAUGCUGUUCUCUUCUUGUAAUACCAUCAAGACCUUGGGCUUUUCUAGCAUCCGCGCUGCACGGGCAGCCUUCUACCGACGCGCGAAGCUCCUCUACGACCUCGAGUCCGAGUCUUCUCCUCUCGCCAUCUCACAAGCGGCUCUCCUACUUUCUUUCUGGUCUUCUCCCACAUCUCCAAUCUUCCGCAAGUCAAAUACUGCAUGGCUUUCCAUUGCGAUCCAGAACGCCAAGAUGGUCGAGGCGCACCACUACGCCACCCGUACAGCGCCCCCGAAGAAACGCAACCUCCUCAAGCGGCUCUGGUGGUGCUGCAUUAUACGUGACCGCAUCAUUGGUCUGGGCUUGCGUCGUAGUUUGCAGAUUACCCGGAGUCACUUCAACUUUGACUCGAACGAGGCACUAGGGUUUUCAGACUUAUCUGAUGAGCUUGAGCGGAGUCGGGUGUACAACCCAGGUACGAAGCGGUGCUUGGCUGAGAUCUUGGAGCAGUUGGUUGAGCUGUGUGUUGUACUCACCGAUAUACUAAUUUUGGUAUUUCCACUGGAUGAUCGACCAGGUUGGGGCCGGGAGAUGCGCGCCGAGGAGCAGGAUAAAGUCCGUGGUUGUAAGGCUGCGUUACAGAGGUGGCACAAGGGCGUGGCGCUGCGAUUUCCUAUGUUCGGAGGCGGCUCUGUUGCGAGGGUGAAGUCUCCCGGGAAUGAGUUCCAGCAUGACUCGGUGAUCUUGUACACCAACUUGAUGUACAUGUAUUAUCACUCGUCUCGAGUCGUCCUGAGCCACCACGAGGUUCUCCACCUCGCUAUCACUGCCGCUGCACCGUCUUUCAACGCGAUCCCUACAUCGGACCUAGUUAUCAUUGGAGAGAAUCGACACGAACUUCAAGACGCCGCAUCAGGGGUUACCGAGUGUCUCAAGGAACUUAUUCAUCUCCGCCUCGCUCGCUGGUUGCCGAUCAGUGCCGUCGCCUGUACUGCUUUGCCGUUAGUCUUGCAUAUCCUUGACGUCAAGCUGUCAGCAUCAUCGAGAUCCUUCGACCCGAACACGCAGUCAGCACUCAAACAACACCGUCUCAAUAUUCUCAUUGAGGCCAUGAAGACCUAUCAGCCACAGUACGAUGGCGUUGAUUGGGUCAGCGAAACGAUCCGGCACAUUGUCAACCUUGCACAAAUUGAUUCACCGCCGCCGGGAGAAUCCAGGAACACCGACGGUAGCGCUGUUAUCGCAGACUGGACCGACAUUCUCGCCUCCCAGCCAAGCUCAUACCUUCGCCUCGCACUCACCAUGGACCUGUCUUUGAGCAAAGGACGUCUUCCCGAAGACGGAGACUUUCCCGUCAGUCUCCGGGGACUCUUCACGGAGGGCUUCAAUCCACUCAAAGCCCUUCUCGAGCGAAAACGAGAGGAUAGCAGAAACAUGAGUGUGGCCUUGUCCGGAAACGCGGAGUCGCUGACAGACUUUGAUGCCGCGGCGAUGCGUGUCAACCUCUUCCGCAUGCAGCCGGGGACGGUAAAGGUCCUUCAAACUGAUGAGGACACCACCUCGCCAUCCUCGGCGGGAGGGGCUAGCCAAGACAGCGUGACAGACGAUACAUCCCCCCGGACCGCCGAACCAGAGUACCAAGCCACCGUCGGAAGCAGUGCUGGCGGGGACGUGGACAUGGCAGACCGUCCACCGUCAGAAGGUAUCGACGGUCUGGCAGCCGAGGUCCUGGCGGCGUUUCCUCUGGAUGAGCAGCCGGGUAUCGUGGAUGAAGACUUUGACGGAAUGUAUUUUGACGGGAUGCCCGGGCAUGAUGGGCCUGCGGGAUGGAUCGAGUCGGCGUGGAACGAGCUAACGAAUGGGCCGGGCGAGGAGCGUGCAGACCGGGAUACGGCAAGGGUUUUGCUUGAUGCACUAAGGGAAGGGGAUUUGGCUGAGUGUGCGGCUUAA